This is a messenger RNA of Arachis stenosperma, 1516 nucleotides long. Its product is annotated as UDP-glycosyltransferase 79B30-like. The record is from RefSeq and is a predicted model, not a curated record. Gene Ontology annotation, molecular function: UDP-glycosyltransferase activity. The transcript has a single exon. Lineage: Eukaryota; Viridiplantae; Streptophyta; Magnoliopsida; Fabales; Fabaceae. The coding region runs from base 15 to 1385 and encodes 456 amino acids.
UAAUAAUUAUCUGCAUGGAUACAAGUUCCUUGAGCAUUGCCAUGUAUCCAUGGCUAGCCCUUGGUCAUCAAACUCCAUUCCUCCACCUAUGUAACAAGUUAGCCAAAAGAGGCCACAGAAUCACAUUCUUUGCGCCCAAAACAGCACAAUCCAAGUUACUCCAUUUCAAUCUUUAUCCAGAUCUCAUCAAAUUCGUCGCCGUCGCGGUUCCCCACGUGCACGGCCUUCCACCCAACGCAGAAACCACUUCAGACGUUCCUUACCCUCUGCACCCACUCAUCAUGACAGCAAUGGACUUAACCCAAGCCCACAUAGAAACUUAUCUUUCCCAGCUUAAACCUGAUCUUGUUUUCUAUGAUUUCACUCAUUGGAUGCCAUCAUUGGCAAGGCGUUUAGGAAUCAAGGCCAUUCACUUUUGUAUUGUCAGUUCUGCCAUGAUAGGCUACACUGUUGUACCUUCAAGAUUCCAGAAAGGGAACGACCAAACAAUGAACGAUCUCAUGAAACCUCCUCCAGGGUACCCUCAUUCAUCUAUCACAUUUCACGUCCAUGAGGCGCGAGCGUACGCUAACAAGCGGAAACAGGUGUAUGGGAGCAAUGUUCUUUUCUAUGAUCGUAUGUUCAUUUCCAUGAGUGAAGCCGAUGCAAUAGCGUUCAGAACUUGCAGGGAGAUUGAAGGGCCUUACCUCGAUUUCAUAGAGGAACAGUUCAAGAAGCCUGUGCUUCCUACAGGACCAGUGAUACUAGAGAAACCAAACUCUGCAUUGGAUGAGAAAUGGGCUUCUUGGCUUGGAGAAUUCAAACAAGGCUCGGUGGUUUAUUGUUGUCUUGGAAGUGAGUGCAGGUUGAGGCCAAACCUGUUUCAAGAAUUGUUGUUGGGUCUUGAACUAGUUGGCAUGCCUUUUCUUGCAGCUUUGAAACCCCCAAUUGGGUUUGAUUCAGUUGGAGAUGCGCUACCAGAAGGGUUCGAAGAGAGGGUUAAAGGAAGAGGGAUUGUGUAUGGAGGGUGGAUCCAGCAGCCAUUGAUAUUGGAACACCCUUCUGUUGGAUGCUUCAUUACACAUUGCGGAUCAGGUUCUUUGUCAGAGGCAUUGCUCAAUGAGUGCCAGUUGGUGUUGCUUCCAAAUGUUGGUGACCAGAUUCUGAAUGCAAGAAUGAUGAGUAAGAAUUUGCAAGUUGGUGUGGAAGUGGAGAAAGGGGAAGACGAUGGAUUGUACACUAAGGAAAGUGUGUGCAAAGCAGUUAGUAUUGUAAUGGAUGAUGAGAAUGAGACAAGCAGAAUAGUCAGAAGUAACCAUGCUAAGAUCAGAGAGGUGUUGCUUAAUAAAGAUUUAGAGUCUACUUAUAUUAAUGCUUUCUGUAAGAAUCUUCAAGAGAUACUUUGAAGGUUUUUUCAUCUUUCUUAUUUUAAUAUGUAUUUUGAGGUUCUAAUGUGUUGUAUUGUGAAUGUGUGCCGUAAUGUAGGUGUAAUAUUUUGAGAAUUUGAUGUACACCAGAUUAGUAUCUGAUUAUCGUU